UUGCCUUUUUAAUGGAGAUCAAAGUAAACGUACAGCUCCAUAGUCCAUACACUCUCUCCCCCAAAUCCUUCAUUCUUUCUGAUCUCUAGGGUUUCUGCAUAAAUUCUCUCAAACUCUCUUUUAGAACUCCCCCAUUCUUGAUUUUAACUUCUUCUUCUUUUUUCCUUAUUUGCGUAUUAACCCUAGAUUCUUUUCGUCUUUCAUACUUUAUACUUUCUGGGUUUGAUUGAAAGAGUCAAACUUUCAUGUUGUUGUUGAAAUCUGUUAGACUUCUUGAUAGUGCCGUUUUGGGUGCAAUUUGAUUGGAGUAAUUGUGGGUUUCUUCAAUGCUCUCUUCCUCGAUAAAUUGACGUUGACCUUUUGAGUAAUCAAGACCGAUUCGUAUUUCAUCGUUACAAAACUUGCAACUUACUCAAGUUUCAAGCUGAAAUCGGUAGUCUUUUGAUUUCAGCAACUGGAUUCAGAUUUGCGAUGUUUUUGGAGUUGAAUUGAAGUUUUGUUAGGUUGCGAUUCGGCAUACAUUGUUUAUAUGUAAAUGGAUAAAUCCGGAGUUGAAUCGAAGCUUAUGGAAAACGGAAAUCAAGAACGAGAUGUAAUGAAUGGAGAAAAAGUAGAAGAAGAUGAAGAGGAUGAAUCGAAGAAACUUUUAUUGCCUAAAAAAGGCGGGUUAUCCAAAAAAUCAGGGAAGAAACACAGAAAAGUGCAGUGGAAUGAUAGGAAUGGACAUGAUCUUACAGAAGUUUUGGAAUAUCAACCAAGUGAGGUUAGUGAUUCUGAAGAUGAUGAGUCGGAUUCUUGCAUAUGUAACAUAAUGUAGACUUUACAUGCAGCCAACAAUCAUGGCUAGAUAUACCAUUCGACUAAUCUUGGAGGGAUUUUGUCGAAUUAAAGAGUUGUUGAUUGAAUUAUGAAUUUAUGAUAUUAUAUUGUUAAUGUAUUUGAUAUGGAGCCAAAUUAUUGUCUCCUUUACUUGGAAUUUAGAUAUGGCAUCAAACUUGCUUCUUGUAUACAGUAAUUUUUAAGUCAUGAAAGUUCUAACAGUGUAAACAAUAAUUUCAGUUUUAUUCGCCCAUGGUAAC
Molecule: messenger RNA, 1079 nt
Organism: Lactuca virosa
Lineage: Eukaryota; Viridiplantae; Streptophyta; Magnoliopsida; Asterales; Asteraceae
Source: the annotation of a GenBank genome assembly